This is a messenger RNA of Amphiprion ocellaris (clown anemonefish), 2943 nucleotides long. RefSeq names its product solute carrier family 18 member 3b (gene slc18a3b). NCBI's taxonomy places the organism in Eukaryota, Metazoa, Chordata, Actinopteri, Pomacentridae. Gene Ontology annotation, biological process: chemical synaptic transmission; transmembrane transport. The record is from RefSeq and is a predicted model, not a curated record. Gene Ontology annotation, cellular component: AP-1 adaptor complex; AP-2 adaptor complex; terminal bouton. Gene Ontology annotation, molecular function: acetylcholine transmembrane transporter activity. Bases 603 to 2171 code for a protein of 522 amino acids. The transcript has a single exon.
AAGUGGCGAAGGGAUCCACUUGGGGGCAAGCUGGUGAUGCGUCAUAGCUCUUGGUGAAAAGGGGAGACAAAAAAAGAACUAAAAUAGCGCCGAACCUGCGGGUUAAUGUACACCAAUGGCCACGAAGUCACUCGUGGUCUCAGAGCAGAGCGCAAAAGUGCCACAGGUGAUAGGAGGCAUGAGCACAGAGAUGCCAGACUUUGAGCGUCCUAUGUGUUGCAAAUAAGUGACAAAAUCUCUCCAAACCAAAACUUUGCCAUGUGAGAAUAGUGGCCGAAACCUCUGCAAGGUGCAGAAAUUCGACGAUUUCACCACGUCACUUCUCGGGAGAUCAUGAAACAGCAUCGGAUGCGGCUGAGCCGAGGACAAGACGAAGGAGCUGAAGAAAGCCAUCUUCACCGAUGAAGCAGCCAAGUUCCUCUGCGCCUCUCCCUUUACGCACAGGCGAGGUGAGGACGGAGAGCAUUACAUCAAUGUAGAGAAAACACCAAUGAGUCAUCCGAGGUGCUGAAAGAACCGGCAGAAGACGGGAGAAGCACAACUACAAUUUUUUAUUUAUUUAUUUUUUUUAAAUCGAAAAGUCACAAAAAUUAAAGCACACCAUGGAUGGAGAAGGAGGAUCCUCCGGGUUGGCCAAAUCAGCCGCCGUAAAACUAUCCGAGAUGGGCGAAAGAACCAAGCAGUUAGGCACCGCGAUGAGGGAUCCGCACCAGCAAAGACGGAUCAUAUUAGUGAUUGUUUGCGUGGCUCUCCUGCUGGACAAUAUGCUCUACAUGGUAAUCGUGCCAAUUAUUCCAGACUAUCUUGCUGAUCUGGAGAGUGAGCAGUCAGAGCACGUCCACGUAGUGAUGCACCCCAACAGUUCAGCCAACAGCACAAGCCAAGACAAAAGCAACAAGGACAAUUUAGAUGUCCAAAUCGGAGUACUUUUUGCAUCCAAAGCCAUCCUCCAGCUCUUAGUUAACCCGCUCACGGGAACUUUCAUAGACCGGGUCGGAUAUGACAUUCCACUUUUAAUCGGACUCACUGUCAUGUUCGUGUCCACCUGCAUAUUUGCUUUCGGGGAGAACUAUGCGACGCUCUUUGUGGCCAGAAGUUUGCAGGGUCUGGGCUCUGCUUUCGCGGACACCUCUGGGAUCGCGAUGAUAGCAGACAAAUACACGGUGGAGGCAGAGAGGAGCACGGCGCUCGGCAUCGCGCUGGCGUUUAUCUCUUUCGGCAGUCUGGUGGCGCCUCCCUUCGGGGGCGUCCUGUACGAGUUCGCGGGCAAGCGGGUGCCCUUCAUCGUGCUCGCCUGCAUUUGCUUGGCGGAUGGCUUGAUGCUGCUCACCGUGAUCAAGCCCUUCUCCAACAGGACUAGAGAGAACAUGCCAGUCGGCACCCCCAUAUACAGACUCAUGAUUGACCCCUACAUAGCUGUGGUGGCCGGGGCGCUCACAGUGUGCAACAUCCCCCUUGCCUUUCUGGAGCCCACCAUAGCCAACUGGAUGGAGACCACCAUGCACUCCUCUCAGUGGGAGAUGGGACUCACCUGGCUCCCAGCCUUCUUCCCUCAUGUCCUCGGCGUGUAUAUAACAGUUAAACUGGCAGCGCAGCAUCCAAAUUUGCAGUGGUUCUACGGAGCUGUAGGUUUGGUUAUCAUAGGGGCGAGUUCCUGCACAGUCCCCGCAUGCAAAACUUUUGGGCAGCUCAUCGCCCCGUUGUGCGGCAUUUGUUUUGGCAUCGCGCUGGUCGAUACCGCGCUGCUGCCGACGCUUGCGUUUUUAGUUGACGUGCGUCAUGUUUCCGUGUACGGUAGUGUUUAUGCUAUAGCAGAUAUUUCCUACUCCGUCGCAUAUGCUAUGGGUCCUAUAGUAGCCGGGCAGAUAGUGCACAGUAUGGGUUUUGUACAGCUUAACCUGGGUAUGGGUCUCGUCAAUGUGCUUUACGCACCAGCCCUGCUGCUGCUGCGCAACGUGUGCCAAAUGAAACCGUCCUACUCAGAGAGAGAUAACCUGUUAGAGGAGGCUCCGCAGGGGCUGUACGACACUAUCAAGAUGGAGGAGAGGAGAGCUAAAAAGAAGGGCUACAGUUCGGCAGGGAACUGCCUGUCAGUAGAUGAAAACGGGUUCGACCCGUUCAAAGCACAGCGGUCCUUGUCAGAGGAGUCGUCCGGUCCGGAGUACACUUAGACUGGACACACUCUGUCCAACAUCCCCCCUGGAGAGGUGUGUAGAGGAGUUCAGGCGGGUUAUAAUCUAGUGGUUCAAACUUUUAUGUAAGUACCGAUGUGCAAUAUAAACACCCAAUCACCAAAAUCAUGAUUGUGUGACCCGUUUUCCAAAGUUGAUUUUCUUCUCUUUUCUUUUUGACUGUGAUUUCAUUGUGUCGAACAAGUCUAUGUAGCGUUUGUCAUGGACGUAUAACUGGAGUUUUGUGAGAGAUUAUCAGCUACUGUUGAAUUUGUGUGUAUUAAUGAGUAUUAUAUGAAAAAAAGAUAUAAAUAGAUAAAUGUGCGUACAAGAUUAUAUGGGACCAACUAUAAGCAGCACAUUUCCCCCCUUACACAAAAUAGCCUAUAUUUUUAGUCUGAGGAAACUUUUUUUACUUGCACAUCAAAGGCCUCUUUUAUUUCUCUCUUAAUUUAAUUGUUUGAAAAUUUCGUGAAUGUUGAUUUUGUAACUUGUGGGCCUGUUUGUUCUUAUCAUUACCAUUAUUUCUGAUUUAUUUUUUGGUGUUUGAAAUUAAAUGUAUAAUAAUAAAUGGAAUUUGUACAUAUGUGGAUACAUGCACAAUGUAAAUUGUUAAAAACAUACGUGGACCUCUACGAAAUGUGUGUGUGUGCGCGCGUGUGUGUAUGAACAUUUUGUCAAGACGUAGCCAAUGAAGUCAGUCUCCUUAAGAUGAACAAAUAUGUAUUCAUUUAACAACUGUCGUUUUAAUAAAUCUCUGUUUGGAUCUGUG